AAUUUCCUGUUCUAUUUAAGUCUUAGUUCAGGAACCCGAAUGAUGUGAAUAGAGGUAUGAUACACAUGCAAGAUAGGCUGAAAAUUUGGACGAGAGUGGAUUGAACUGUGUGCACAGUUUACCCGAGCAGAGGCCCACCACCAUAAUGCCUUAGAUUUGGUACACUAAUCAGAAUUAAAAUUAGAAGUAGACGAACUGGAGGAUUUAGAUAUUGCAGAAGAGGAGGCUCUCUUACAGAUUAGUGAAGAAGAAGCUUUAGAUGAUGAUAAUGAUAUUCAGUUUGUUGAUGAGGAAGGCAAUCCUCUUGAAGUGAGAGAUGGAGAUAUGGAACUCUAUGAAAUUCAUCAGUAUGACAAUCAUACUUAUACAAAAAUAAGUUCAGAUUCCCAACAGGACGAAGAUAUUUUAGAAGUAGAAGUAGACGGAGAAUUUGAUAGUUUCUCACAAGAAAACGUUGAUAACUCUUUUAAUUCGACAGAGUCAAGGAGACAAGAAAAGAAAGAAAACAGUCAUAAAGUAGAAGAAUCAUUAGAACAGUGUGAGGUUUCUCAUAUGCCAGAAACUGUGAAGAAUGAAGCAGAGCAUAUCGAGACAGAAGAAAGUGAAGAAGAAAAUGCAGAAAAUGAUGAUCGACACGAACGUUUUAGAUCAGAACGAGCAAACGUAAUAAGUAUAUCUGCAGCAAAGAAAAGGCCAGAUAUUCCCGAUAAUUUGGACUCUGUUAUUUCUGCUGAAGAAGCAGCAAAGGUAAAUGAAUUCUUAGCCAGAGAACAAGAAAGGAAGAAUCGGUAUCGUAAACCAAAAUCUAAAAACAAAUUCAGUAAAGGAGGGCUUCAACAUCAGCAGUCGCAGAUGAAACGACCUUUAAUUACUCAGAUGAGGAGUGAAAUACCUGUUCAGCCUGUUCAUCCUACUCCUCAUGUUAAUAAUAAUGUACAGCCAUCUACAUCUCAGCAAUCAUCUUACACUUCUCAUAAUCCACCUAGAAAGAUAUUAAUAAAUCCACAUUUUCGCGGGCCUCGUCCAUCGGUUUCAGAAGAAUCAUCAUAUGCACCUGCCAAACAAUCUCAGUUUAUUCGUAAUUCACAUUCGCAACACAUAAACAGUGGAAGGAACAUAACUCCACAAAUACAACAAAAUCUACCUCCAUCGUCACUACAAAAUAUGGGCCCAAGAUUUCCCAUACCACAGCAGGGACAGUAUCGAAUGGGGUUGCUAGACAAUCGACCGCCGGCUUUCGGUGGAGAUCGACAGUUUCCUCACAAUCAACAGGAUGUGCACUUUGAUCAGAGAAACCAUCCAUCGUCUCGUGCUAAUUUAGAAUGUAUGCCUGAUAUGUUUCGUCCACCUAUCAAUACCAUGCCACCUGCAUGUAUUCCACAAAAUGAUUCAUUAUUGGGUUCUCCACCACUUCAAAUGAAUAAUACAAACAUUCAUAGAUUUCAGGUGACUUUUAAAUAUAUCUUAUUUCAAAUUCAUACUGUAAUAAAAAGAAAUUCUUUUAAUUUGCAAUAUUUAGAAACUACAUUCAAGUGAAUUGUCUACUUUUUUAUAUGGUUUUUAUUAUUUUAUAUUGGACCCUGCCACUCUUAUGUAUAUAUACAGUAUAUAGGUUAUAUAUGAAAUAAUAUUUCAUUAUAGGAUAUGGCUCUUACGACUUUCUGAUAUGCUGAUAUGGCUUUUAUUGUGACGAGGUUUCGCCACUCUGGUGUAUAU
Centruroides sculpturatus (bark scorpion) is the source of this 1716-nucleotide messenger RNA. RefSeq lists its product as uncharacterized. The record is from RefSeq and is a predicted model, not a curated record. The transcript has 9 exons. Bases 325 to 1536 code for a protein of 403 amino acids. Gene Ontology annotation, molecular function: RNA binding. NCBI's taxonomy places the organism in Eukaryota, Metazoa, Arthropoda, Arachnida, Scorpiones, Buthidae.